AUGCCCUCAAUUUCCGGUCAAUCUCUUCUUGUCAUUGGCGGUUCGUCCGGCAUUGGCGCCAGCGUCGCCCAACUCGCCGUGGAACAAGGCGUGCGCGUCUCCAUCGCGUCGUCCAACCCCGCUCGCGUAGCCAAUGCCGUCGCCAAGAUUAGAUCCCAGUCCCCAGAAACGAUCCCCAACACUCAAAUCAGGGGCUUCACUAUUGACCUUGCCCAGCCGGAUGUCGAGCAGCGCCUCGAACAGCUCUUGGCCGACGCCACAGCCGAUGCCUCCGAGCUUCUCGACCACAUCGUCGUCACGGCCGGCAAACCGGCAACGCGGCCACUUGCCAGCACCGACCGUAACUAUCUCUUCGGUCAGGCCCAGCUCAUACUCAUUGUGCCGAUCCUAGUCGCCAAGCUCGCCCCGCGGUUCCUCAAGCCGAGCUACACCUCAAGUGUGGUCCUCUGUGGCGGCAGGCUCGGCGACAGGCCCAUCAAAGGGUGGCCGACUGGAGCAGCAUACGCGGCCGGGUUGACUGGGCUGACGCGCGCACUGGCUCUGGAUUUGGCUCCGCUGAGGAUCAAUGUCGUGCAUCCUGGCCCGACAGAGACGGAGAUCUGGGGGGAGACGCCGGAGAAACGUAAGAGCGUGAAGGAUUUCCAUGCUUCGACGGCUCUAUUGGGCAAGGUUGGUACGCCGGAGGAGGUGGCAGAGGCGUUUGUUUACCUACUCAGGGACUCGAACAUUACGGGCACGAGUAUCAAUUCAAGUGGAGGCGUGCUGGUGCAGUGA
Messenger RNA from Penicillium nucicola, 774 nucleotides. RefSeq names its product oxidoreductase, short chain dehydrogenase/reductase family. The transcript has a single exon. Bases 1 to 774 code for a protein of 257 amino acids. The record is from RefSeq and is a predicted model, not a curated record. Gene Ontology annotation, molecular function: oxidoreductase activity. Lineage: Eukaryota; Fungi; Ascomycota; Eurotiomycetes; Eurotiales; Aspergillaceae.